UCCUGCUAUAAGAUUCACGAAUUAUAUGAGUCAGUUUGGAUAACUUCACCCAACUUAGUAGGAUAGAUCUCGUUUGAUCCCAAGAACAAAAUGUCUAUUGAAAAUCCUAAAAAAAGUAUAGAUAAAAAGAUCACAACUUGGCCACAACAGUUAACUGCAUUUAUACUCUGCUUAGCUAUUAUCGGAAGUGGUCUCGCGAAUGGUUGGGCAUCGCCAUACUUGGCUCAACUGACAUCAACGGAAGCGAACAUGCCUUUGAGACUGACAGAUACCGAAGCAUCCUGGGUAGCAUCCCUUUUAAAUCUUGGUCGCUUCGUCGGGGCUUUGCUCAGUGCACUGUGUCAAGAAUAUAUGGGACGAAAAAUAGUGCUUCUAUUUAGUGCACUACCAAUGACAAUCAGUUGGAUAUUCAGUAUAUGUGCUACAUCGGUCAUAUGGCUUUACAUCUCUAGAUUCUGUUCAGGAAUCGCAUCAGGAAUGAUAUGGUCUUCAAUAUCUCUAUAUCUAAGUGAAAUUGCCAAUCCCAAAAUUCGUGGAUCACUGAUAUCCAUGAACGUGAAUGCAUCUUCCAUUGGUAUGUUCUUGGGCAAUGCAAUGGGUCCUUAUCUGUCCAUGGAGAUGUUCGGGUACGUGAGCCUCGUUCCGAAUAUCCUCUUCAUGAUCCUCUUCAGUUUGAUACCUGAAUCGCCAUACCAUUACCUCUUGCACGGGGAUAUCGACAAGGCCGAGGCAUCCUUGAAGUGGUUUAGGCGAGAAGCUGACGUCAAAGCCGAGAUGCAAGAUCUUCAAGAAUUCGUCGACGGAGCUGAAACUAAUAUUUUCCUAAAGUUGAAGGAGUUCCUCACACCAAGUAAUUUAAAGAAACCUUUCAUCAUAAUUGGUCUCUACUUAUUCUCCUAUGUAAGUGGAUACAGUGCCGUGAACUCUUACACAGAAAUAAUUCUAACAAAAAGUAAAAUUAGCAUCACACCUAGUUUAAUAGUGACAAUUCUUGCAUUGUCUACGAUUUUUUCAGGUUUGUUAGCUACAUUAUUAAUUGAUAAAUUAGGUAGACGAUAUUUAUUAAUAAUAUCCAGUACAGGAACAUCAGUAUCCUUAGCACUUUUAGGAUUGCAUUUCCAUCUUCUUUCAUUAGAAUAUGAUUCUAAAAAUUUGACAUGGUUACCGAUCAUUUCUUUAUUAAUGUUUAAUCUAUUCAUUUAUUCUGGAUUAAUGCCAAUUCCAAACACACUUUUAGGUGAAAUGUUCAAUGCAAAAUUGAAAAACAUAGCUUCAUUAUUUAUAAGUUGUAUGAACGCUUUAUUAUCUUUCGCAAGUACAAAAACUUACCAGCCUUUUUUAGAUUUGGUUGAUGAUAAAUUUGUGUAUUGGACAUAUAGUAUUUGCCUAUCACUUUCAAUACCAUAUAUUUAUUUUUUCAUCCCAGAAACAAAAGGCCAAAGUCUUUUACAAAUUCAACAACAGUCAAUAAAAAAAUAAUAAUACAUUAAAAAUUGUUAAU
Apis laboriosa (Himalayan honeybee) is the source of this 1501-nucleotide messenger RNA. RefSeq names its product facilitated trehalose transporter Tret1-like. Gene Ontology annotation, molecular function: transmembrane transporter activity. Gene Ontology annotation, biological process: transmembrane transport. The transcript is spliced from 5 exons. Gene Ontology annotation, cellular component: membrane. The coding region runs from base 91 to 1479 and encodes 462 amino acids. Lineage: Eukaryota; Metazoa; Arthropoda; Insecta; Hymenoptera; Apidae. The record is from RefSeq and is a predicted model, not a curated record.